Molecule: messenger RNA, 598 nt
Organism: Exaiptasia diaphana
Lineage: Eukaryota; Metazoa; Cnidaria; Anthozoa; Actiniaria; Aiptasiidae
Product: maternal embryonic leucine zipper kinase
Exons: 5
Coding region: 224-583 (119 amino acids)
Biological process (GO): protein phosphorylation; microtubule cytoskeleton organization; intracellular signal transduction
Cellular component (GO): cytoplasm
Molecular function (GO): protein serine/threonine kinase activity; tau-protein kinase activity; ATP binding
Source: RefSeq, a predicted model, not a curated record
UACAGAGGUGAGUUUACGAGUUGAUCAUUUUGUUCGUCUGGACUACUUCCUCAUUUUACUUUCCGUGGAUACCCUGGAGGACUUUAUAUGAUCAUAAAAGUGCUAUAUUCUUAAUAAUUGGCGGAUCUUUGAGCUAAGGACGCAAGCAAGUUGAACAAGCAAUCUCCGACAAUCUCCAGAUCGAGUGCCACACCAACGGCGACCAGCGACAACGAAGAGAAAAAUGCCUUCUUUAUCGUUCCCAGAAGARCUAACAAAGCACUACGAAGUCCAUGAGACAAUUGGAAGCGGUGGAUUUGCCAAGGUUAAGCUUGGUGUUCAUCUGCUAACAGGAGAAAAGGUUGCAAUAAAAAUGAUGAAUAAAAUCGCAUUAGGGCAUGAUCUUCCAAGAGUUAAAAGGGAAAUUGGAGCUAUGAAAGAUUUAUGUCAUCAACAUGUUUGYCAACUUUACCAAGUUAUUGAGACAGCUGAAAACAUUUUUAUGAUUUUAGAACAUGCCCAAGGAGGUGAAUUGUUUGACUACAUAGUUGCUAAAGACAGAUUAAAGGUACUAGUAAGACGUUUCAUGGGUAAAUUAUUUUGAUUCUUUUGAUAUUGU